AUGUCUCAAACCGUUGUACGCAACGUGCUCCUCUUCGACGGGAAAGCAACCCACCAGGACGCUACUGUCAUAUUCGAUGCCAACACGGGCCUGAUCGAAUCAGUGUCAACCGGCACACCGCCAGCCGAGUAUCCCACCGGGGCGACAGUCAUCGAUGGCAGAGGACACACCCUAUUGCCGGGGUUAAUCGACGCUCACAUUCACAGCUAUGGCCUACAUCUGCCUGCCGGCGCCAAUAUCGCAACGGUGCUCGCGGACCCUCUCAAGUGCGGCGUCACGACUGUUUGUUGCAUGCACUCGGAUCCGGAGACAGUCUAUGAUCAUCAAAAGCGCAUUGACAGCGAAGUUGAGAAAGCCAGAAAGGAUGGAAAGGCGGGCAGGGUGACCUUGUCGAGCCUCAAAAGUGCACAUUACGGUGCCACCAUCGAUGGAGGAUGGCCAAAGCCAAUUGUGCUCGCAAAUCACCCCACAGAUGAACUGAAAGCCAAGGUCGACACCUGGCCGAAACUGACCGUGGACAAUGCGCCAGACUUUGUCGCCAAUCACAAGAAGAACGGGGCCGACUAUAUCAAAUUAAUGCAAGAGAAUUGCUGCUCGCUCGCCUUCCCUACCAACUCCAUCCCCGUGGCCACGCUCGAGUUGCAAACGGCCGUGGUCAAGGCGGCCCAUUCACACGACAUGCCGGUCGUUGGCCACGCCACUGCCGUCGAAAGCACGGAGAUCAUCCUCAAGUCCGGCGCUGAUGGGCUAGCACACACGUUCAUCGAUCAAGCACCGCCAGAGAGCAUCAUCUCGCUCUACAAAAAGACCAACGCUUUUGUAGUCCCCACAGUCGUGGUCCUCACGUCCCUCACAGGCGAAGAGCAGGAUUGGCGGGAGCGCUUCGCCAGCAUCGCCAAGUCCAGAUCCCUCAUCACCGACGCCCAGCACGAGAACAUGGUCGCCUUCCUCGGGGCCAAGGCCGAAGGCGCCACCAUCGACCACGCGUACACCACGAUCAAGCGCCUCAAAGCCGAAGGCAUCGACAUCGUCGCAGGGACGGACGCAAUCGCCGGCCUCCAGGGAACCGCCAUCGGUCCCAGCUUGUGGCAGGAGAUAGCUAUGUAUGUGGCGAAAUGCGGCUUCAGCCCGGAAGAGGCAUUGCGCAGCGCGACCGAGGCAGGCGCGAGACGUCUAGGCUUCAACGACCGCGGCACGGUGGAGAAAGGUAAACGAGCGGAUUUGGUGCUCGUUGAAGGGGAUGUGACUGAGAAGCUGGAGAGGUUGUGGGAGAACAAAGGCGUGGUGAACGUCUGGAAGGAAGGUCUGUUGGCGGCCUAG
Messenger RNA from Cyphellophora europaea CBS 101466, 1320 nucleotides. RefSeq lists its product as uncharacterized. The record is from RefSeq and is a predicted model, not a curated record. Lineage: Eukaryota; Fungi; Ascomycota; Eurotiomycetes; Chaetothyriales; Cyphellophoraceae. Bases 1 to 1320 code for a protein of 439 amino acids. The transcript has 3 exons. Gene Ontology annotation, molecular function: hydrolase activity, acting on carbon-nitrogen (but not peptide) bonds.